Molecule: messenger RNA, 600 nt
Organism: Labrus bergylta (ballan wrasse)
Lineage: Eukaryota; Metazoa; Chordata; Actinopteri; Labriformes; Labridae
Gene: fgf19
Product: fibroblast growth factor 19
Biological process (GO): positive regulation of gene expression; animal organ morphogenesis; fibroblast growth factor receptor signaling pathway
Cellular component (GO): cytoplasm
Molecular function (GO): fibroblast growth factor receptor binding; growth factor activity
Source: RefSeq, a predicted model, not a curated record
AUGUUUUUCGCUGUUGGAGUUGUGUGCAUGCCUGCUCAGCUGCAAGGGCCCCACAUCACCCAAGGCUGGGGCCAGGUGGUUCGGCUCAGGCACCUGUAUGCGGCCAGACAGGGAGUACACCUGCUGAUCAGUGAGGAUGGUCAGAUCCAGGUCUCUGAGGACCAAACACUGCACAGUCUGAUGGAGAUCCGUCCGGUGGGUCCAGGCUGUGUGGUCAUCAGAGGAGUCGCCACAAAUCGUUUUCUGUGCAUGGAGGGAGACGGAAGACUCUACUCGUCGACCACAUACAGCAGAGACAACUGCACCUUCAGAGAGCAGAUCCUGCCAGACGGCUACAACGUCUACUUCUCAGACAGACACGGCGUCCUGCUGAGUCUGGGGAACCAGCGGCAGAGGCUGCAGGAUCAAGACAGAGGCGUCCCAGCUUUGGCCCAGUUUCUACCCAGGAUCAGCACCCUGUACCAGGCCUUACCUCCUGGACCAGACAUCCCUGAGCAGCCGGGACAGAGUCUAGAUCUAACAGAGGAACCCGUGGACACGAUGGAUGCGUUCGGGAAGCUGUCUCAGAUCAUUCACAGUCCCAGCUUCCACAAGAGAUGA